Molecule: messenger RNA, 2233 nt
Organism: Poeciliopsis prolifica (blackstripe livebearer)
Lineage: Eukaryota; Metazoa; Chordata; Actinopteri; Cyprinodontiformes; Poeciliidae
Product: C-C chemokine receptor type 3
Exons: 4
Coding region: 82-1086 (334 amino acids)
Biological process (GO): G protein-coupled receptor signaling pathway; immune response; chemotaxis
Cellular component (GO): membrane
Molecular function (GO): chemokine receptor activity
Source: RefSeq, a predicted model, not a curated record
GGAUGACAAUGAAAUCUUGAUGCACGGCUCAGCAACACACACACACAGCUCAGUAUCAGCCUCCGGCAGCCAGUGUGCACAAUGAAUGCGGCGGAGAAUGGGACCGAAUAUUAUGACUAUGAUCUCGACUGCAAUGAAACAAACUGGGUCUUCACCAGUGGAUCUGUGCUCAUCCCUGUUCUUUACUACAUGUUGUUCUUUGUGGGCCUAAUGGGAAAUGCUAUAGUUCUCUGGGUUCUCCUCCAGUACACAAAGAUAAGGACUAUGACUGAUGUGUUUCUUCUAAACCUGGUCCUAUCUGACCUUUUAAUGGCUGUGUCUCUUCCUGUCUGGCUCCACGUUGCCCAGAGCCUUCCAUCCUGCAAACUGGCUACAGGAUUCUAUCAAUUGGGUUUCUACAGCGGGACGUUCUUUGUAACCACAAUGAGCGUGGACCGCUACCUCGCCAUCGUCCACGCUGUGGCGGCCAUGCGAAAACGGACCCUUCGCUACGGACUCAUCGCCAGCGUCACCAUCUGGGUCACAUCUAUGGUCUUGGCAGCCCCACAAGUGGUCUUUGCCAGCUUAGAGUCGCUGGACAAUGAAAGCUUCCAGUGCCAUGCCAUCUACCCAGAGGAAACCAAUGAGUCGUGGAAAAUGCAGCGAAAUUUCACAGAGAACGUGGUGGCCCUUUUUCUCUGUCUUCCUGUCAUUAUUUUUUGCUACGUGAAUAUCCUCAUAGUCGUCUCCAAAAGCAGGAAUUCCAAAAGGGACAAAGCAAUCAAGCUGAUUUUCACUGUGGUGUGUCUGUUUGUGCUGUGCUGGGUGCCCUACAACAUCGUAGUCUUCCUGAAGACACUGCAACUGAUGUCUGAAUACCUAAACAACUGCGAGUCGUCACAGGCCAUUGACACAGCCAUGCUCUUUGCCGAGAUCAUUGCUAUGUGUCACUGCUGCCUAAAUCCAGUCAUCUACGCAUUCGUCGGGGAGAAGUUCAGGAAGACGUUAGCCAAAGUGCUUUCCAAGUAUUUCCGUUGGAAUUACCAGAGCACCAGCCAAACCACAGACAACGAGACCUCCAACACACCUGUACGAUCAGAUUAUUGAAACUGGGUCAUCCUUGUGAUCGUGCAGUGCUUCUGUUUCUCUGCACUGAGAGACUAAAUAGAUAAAGAUGCGUGCGCGUGUGUGUAAGACAGCAUGGUGGCAGUGGUUAUGGCGGAGGGGGAGGGCACACACGCGGUUUCAGUUUGCAAAGGUUUUGGCGCAUGUAUCGAGUUCUUCCUUGUCACAUGUAAGGUGAUGACUCAUUUGGAAAAUGCGCAAGAAUUACCUGAAACAUUUAAAUGCAAACUCCAAACAACCCAUGUCUUUCUGUCGUUCUGUUCAGCAUUUAACAAGAAGUACAAAGAGCAGAUACAAAAAAUUAAUCACUUUUUUAUGUAUAUAUAGAGAGAUAUAUGUAGUUUGAAUGUACAAGAAGACCAUCAAGAUUAGAUAAGAAUGCUUUUCUAUUUUUUUUAUAAAUUCUGCUGUUUGUGAAUACCAAAAUGUAUUACAUUGUGUUGUUGGUGUUUUUUGUCAGCUUCUUAUUCAAUAAAUGUCAAAUGCCUUUCGCCCACAGAGUCUUUCAAGAUCUUGAUGUCUUUGAAAAGCUCUUUCUGUAUCAUAAAUGUAGUUCAAACUUUUCCAAAAUCUUCAACUAUUGAGCAUCUUACGUCUUAAACUGGUUCAUCAUGUUUUAGAUGAGCCAGCAAGUGACCUGUUUCAAAAAAUUUCAAGUACUUCAUAAUGAUUCAAAGAUUAGUUUUUUCUCGAAUUUAUCAGGGGUAAAAUUUAUUCAAGCUGAACCACAACCUAAUCUUGUGUGAAAAAGUAAUUGACUCCUAAACCAUGCCACCAUGGCAACAAACAACUGCUAUCAAGCAGCAGUGAUUUGGGUUUCUGUGUGUUUAGGUUUCUGUGGAGUCUCUGUGUUGUCCCGUCUGCCUCUUGAUUGAGUGCAGCUGUUCCUUGUUUCCCCUGAUUGUCUCCCACCUGCGUUCCUUGUUCCUUGUCGGGUUCUCAUCUUGAUGUGUCUCAUUGGUCGUCGGAAAUCUUGUUUUCCAGUUGCUACCAGUUUUGAGCCUCAGCCUUGUACUCAACCUGUGCUGCCUGAAUUUUUGGACUUGUACUCAUUUCAUCAUUAAACUCAUCAUUUCUUCACUCCAACUUGGGUCAUCGGUGUCAUCCUCACCACUUCCUCACUGCUAAU